AUGGAGGCACAGAAGAUUGCGGACAACACGAAGCGUCGCUGCUACCAGUGCCUGGCAGAGGUAGAUCCAGCCCGUAUGCGAAAUCAUGUUGGGGAGCAUGUAUUAAAAGCGAUGCGCGGCGUUAAGGAGGACUUACGAGGGCAGCAGGUCGAUCCAUCCGAGUUCCCUUGCGGCUUCUGCGGACGUCCCGAACGACUCUGUUGUGCGCCGACAAUGACUAAAGGGAGUAGCGCAAGUACACCUCAAGCACGGAGCGAGUGUUCAUACUACCGGCUCUUCUUCUACCAGCCUAGCCUCAAGUCCUCCGCGGCAACACCCUGCACCAACGUACCUUUCGUCUGCAAGAUACCCGAAUGCAAGGCGGAGAAAGAUGGAAACUGGACCGCCGUGUGGAAGUAUAACCUUCACGAGCACAUUCGUCGGUUUCACCCUAGCUUCAGUGUCGAGAGCACAGGCCUUGACGGGCUGAUCCCUCUCCCACCGGCCAUGCAACAUGACAUGCAUAUUUCGGACAGUGAAGAGCGUGCUCUCAAAAUCCCUGAUGCACACAUACCGUACAAACCUCCAUUGCCCGAGCUUGUGAAUCCCGAGCCCACUGGGCCAGGUGCGCCGCCGCCAGCAAAGAGACGACGCCUGCGCAAGCAGCCAUAG
Molecule: messenger RNA, 651 nt
Organism: Rhodofomes roseus
Lineage: Eukaryota; Fungi; Basidiomycota; Agaricomycetes; Polyporales; Fomitopsidaceae
Exons: 2
Coding region: 1-651 (216 amino acids)
Source: RefSeq, a predicted model, not a curated record